This is a messenger RNA of Amblyraja radiata (thorny skate), 1167 nucleotides long. RefSeq lists its product as uncharacterized. The transcript is spliced from 6 exons. The record is from RefSeq and is a predicted model, not a curated record. Gene Ontology annotation, cellular component: Golgi apparatus. The coding region runs from base 288 to 1064 and encodes 258 amino acids. Lineage: Eukaryota; Metazoa; Chordata; Chondrichthyes; Rajiformes; Rajidae.
UUGAAUUACAAAUGUUGCGCAUGUGUGAUUUCCAUUCUAUGUUGCCCAGUUUUUAUCACUGUUAGGAGGUAUUAAUCACUUGUUAACUUCCUCAGUUGCUGGAAGACUUGAAGGAAGAACUUUGUGAAAAGGACGAGGAACUGCUGGAAACGACUCAUCAUGUGGAAGUGCUGCAGAUAAAGCUCGAUGAGAAGAAUCAGGAGCUAGCGGAGUUGGUUGAAGAUUUAAGAAAGGUUGAGAUCGACAAUGAAAAUGGCAAGGACAAGCUUUUGGCAGAAAAACACGCCAUGCGAACUAAGGUCAGAGAUCUGAAGAAAAAUCACAAGGGAUCUUUAAAAAUUCUCAAAACAAAACACAGCGCUCAGGUCCGUAAAAUCCGGGAGAAACAUGCCCAAGAAACAUCGCAAAAAGACCAGUGCUGUUUAGAACUUCAUAAAGAUCUCCAACUUUUAAGACCUCAUGCCAAGUUCUGUGCACCACUUGCCGACCAAGCAAUUGGUUCGUUAAAUUAUUUCACUGAACGGAAGAUUAAAGAACUGGAAGAACAAGUGAGGCUUAUGAAGCAAGAGGCGGAAAGAUCAGAGGACAGGUUCCUGUCAAUGGAAGCUUCAUACAUGGUGAAAAUCGAACAGAUUCAAGAGGAGCUGGACAAUGUGCAGCUUGUACCUUCUCAGAAGCUGCUGCUGGAGCUCAAAGACGUAGCAGAAGACUUUGAAGAGGAGAAUGAACAGUUACACCAGAGAGUGAACUGGCUGCGACACGUCGAGGCACAAAAUGAGAAUCUUCAAGCAAUAUUGGAACAAUAUGAAGAACAACAACACGAAAUGCAGGAACAAUUAGAACAGGUUACCAAGGGAGCAACUUCCCAGGGAAAGGAAGAACUGGAAACCGUUCAGCAAGCAACACAGCAGGAGCGCACAGAGCAAGAUCCGUCCUCCUACAAGAAUGAAUUGGCUGAGCUAAGGUUUGGUUCUACUUGGACUGGGAUAUCAGUUGCAUUUCUAUUGUGCCAUAUGAUCAAAUGGGAUUAUCCCUUGAUGCUUUGGCCAGCAAACAACGUUUGAAGUGUCGAUGAUGGUAGCAAACACGGCAGUCAAUUUUCGUAGGGUGGUGUCGUAGAGCCACAAAUUAUUCAACUCCUUGACGAAGGAGAAUCCGUCUGGUUAA